AUGGCCGCCACUCUGCCCAACGUUUCCUCGGACCUGAUCUGGGAGGUCGUCCGCAGCCAGAAUGCGUUCCUGGUCAACCGCAACGAUGCCGGCGGUCUCCAGCUCUCCCGCGACCCCCUCAACUUGGUCAACAAGCACUCCCGCAAGUACGCUGGCUUCGUCAACGACAAGGCCAUCGGCGUUGUCCCCAACGAGAAGGGUGGUGUCAAGGUGAUCAGCAAGAACCAGAAGAACAGCAACAAGCCCGCCAAGAGCCUCACUGAGGUCACAUACGGCGGCAACAAGUCUGCGCGCAAGACCUACUCCGCCGUCGCCCGCCAGGCUGCCGCCGGCGGCUACCGUGGCGACCUCCGCGAGGCCGCCGUCCAGCGUGUCUCCGCCAUCCGUCGCUCCCAGCGCCCCGUGAAGCCCACCCCCGAGAAGAAGCCCCGCGGCAACAAGGCUAAGAAGGCCGACACCGAGACUGAGGCAUAA
This is a messenger RNA of Colletotrichum graminicola M1.001, 474 nucleotides long. Its product is annotated as ribosomal L28e family protein. NCBI's taxonomy places the organism in Eukaryota, Fungi, Ascomycota, Sordariomycetes, Glomerellales, Glomerellaceae. The coding region runs from base 1 to 474 and encodes 157 amino acids. The record is from RefSeq and is a predicted model, not a curated record. Gene Ontology annotation, biological process: translation. Gene Ontology annotation, molecular function: structural constituent of ribosome. The transcript is spliced from 5 exons. Gene Ontology annotation, cellular component: ribosome; cytosolic large ribosomal subunit.